AUGGUGACCACGAGAAAUAUGAACAACGACGACCCUAUCGAGAUGAUCAGAGUUCUACAACAAAAGAUGGACGAGAUGCAACAGCGUCACGAAGAUGAGCUGGCGGCUGUGAAGGCCGACUGUGAGGCCCGGAUAAGCCGGGAAGUAGCCAAGAAGACGGAAGAGGACGAGCGGGCGAAGGAGAAGGGGAAGGCGGUCGCGGACGAACGUUCGGAGCAAAAUACCGAACGUGACGAGACCUGGAGGCCGACUGGCACCGAGGCCGAGGGUAGUAAGGCCAAGUCUGUGCACGCGGAGAGCGCGGCCGAGGACAGACGGAUGGCAGUCAAACCGGAACCUUCCUCCACGAUGUUACUCCCCUUUGCCCAAAACAUAAUGGACGUUCAAAUUUCUGAACAGUUCAUUGCACCUCAAUUCAAAAUAUAUGAUGGAACGACCGAUCCUGAGGGCCACGUCAAAACAUUCUCAAACGCAAUGGCAUUCAGAACGGGUAACGACGCCAUCUGGUGCCGAGCGUUCUCGCUGUCCUUGGAGGACGAGGCCCUCGAAUGGUUCAACAACCUGCCUCCCAAUUCCAUAGAGAAUUUCGCCGGACUGAAGCAGUUAUUUAUACGGCAAUUCGCGGCUAGCAGCACUCAAGACUUGACCGUGUUCGAGCUAGUCAACCUGAAGCAGGGAAAGGAAGAAACGCUGAGAGCGUUCAUGGACCGGUACCAGAAAACCGUCCGGCGGGUGAAGGCGUUGAGUCCGGAGCUCGCCCUCCAUUACAUUCUGCCUGCCCUCAAGCCCGGUCCGUUCAAAGAUAGCGUCUGCCGACGGGCCCCUAAGACCAUGGAGCUGAGGGAACGUGCGGCAGACGAGAUCAGAGUUAAGGAGAUGAAGUUAUCGUACAAGAAGGAGAGCCAGGAGCUGCGGAGCGAGAAGGCAGACGGGGGGAAACCCGGUAAUUCGGGAGGAAAACCGGGCGGCGGCAGGCAGAAAGAACCGCCCCGAGGGCCCCGCUUUCAACAAUAUACCCCCCUGAACGCCCCCCGGGAGAAGAUCCUACGGGAGGCGCUCAGCGCGGACCUGCUCCCAGAACCCCUGAAGCGACCAACACCAUCUGGCGCUGAUGGAAGUAAACACUGCGCCUACCACAAGAACAUGGGUCAUACCACCGAGGAGUGUGUGACCCUGAAGAACAAAAUUGAGCAGCUAAUCCAGGUCGGGAAGCUGAAGAAGUACAUACGGGACGAUCGUCCUCAGGCACCCGCCGAGAGGACUGCCAGGCGACCAACCUACAGGUCCGAGAGACCUAGGAGCGACAAGAACGAACGUCCUCGCUCCGAGCGAAGCCGAAGCCGAAGUAGAAGUCGCGAACGUCCGCUAAGGGGGCACAUCAACACGAUCUCCGGAGGAUUUGCCGGGGGAGGAUCGACGGCGUCCGCCCGAAAACGCCACAUACGAGCACUACAUUCAGUGCAUUCAGUGGAUAGGCCCCGGUGA
Messenger RNA from Vigna angularis (adzuki bean), 1485 nucleotides. RefSeq lists its product as uncharacterized. The record is from RefSeq and is a predicted model, not a curated record. Bases 1 to 1485 code for a protein of 494 amino acids. Lineage: Eukaryota; Viridiplantae; Streptophyta; Magnoliopsida; Fabales; Fabaceae. The transcript has a single exon.